Molecule: messenger RNA, 420 nt
Organism: Ogataea philodendri
Lineage: Eukaryota; Fungi; Ascomycota; Pichiomycetes; Pichiales; Pichiaceae
Exons: 1
Coding region: 1-420 (139 amino acids)
Source: RefSeq, a predicted model, not a curated record
AUGACUCAGUCCAACGUACUGAGGCUGGUGUUUCACGCUCGUGCCAAACACCAAGGCUGUUCUGAAAUCGUCCACCAAGGACUUGUGGAUCUUGUUACAGAAAUCCUCAACCGUACACUUACCCGUCCGCAAAACAACAGGGUCGCUGAAGUCAGGCAGCUUGCCCUUCGGCUUCGUGUACACUCGCACCAAUUGCAAUCUGUCCCACAUCAUCUCCAACAACUCGUCCAAGUUCCAUCCACUUCCCGAGGAAAUUGGAACGGCAUUUGGAAUUCUGUACAACAAGUCCAGCUCCUCGAUCGAAAAGGAGUCGAUCUUGUUCAAAACAUAGAUCGCAGGAAUGUAUCUUCUGUUGCGGAUCUCAAUCACGUCGAUCAGAUCGUCCACAGUGGCAUCACACCGGAACUGGACGUCACAUGA